Physeter macrocephalus (sperm whale) is the source of this 1915-nucleotide messenger RNA. RefSeq names its product nucleolar protein 14. Gene Ontology annotation, biological process: maturation of SSU-rRNA. The transcript is spliced from 12 exons. NCBI's taxonomy places the organism in Eukaryota, Metazoa, Chordata, Mammalia, Artiodactyla, Physeteridae. The coding region runs from base 121 to 1785 and encodes 554 amino acids. The record is from RefSeq and is a predicted model, not a curated record. Gene Ontology annotation, cellular component: nucleolus; small-subunit processome; Noc4p-Nop14p complex.
GGGCAGGCCUGAAGCAGCUGCGACGGCCGAGGGGACCCGGAGCGUGCGCCCCUGCCGCGCGCUUACGGCACAGCAGACGGCCCUUCUCUCUUUCGUGCUCAGGCUGAAAGACUCCGGAGGAUGCUUGGAAAGGAGGAGGAUGAACAUGUUAAGAGACCAAACCACACGUCGGCGGAUGCCUUAAGUGAUGGCUUCGUACUAGACAAAGAUGACAGGCGUUUGCUUUCUUACAAAGAUGGCAGGAUGAACGUCGAGGAAGAGCCAAGCGGGGAAGCCAGUAGCAGUGAGAGCGAAGAGGAAGAGGGCCAAGGCUUGAGCGAGGGGGACCCGGAGGAGAGCGAUGGCCCGAACGGCCCCUUGGGCCUGGAGUCGGCCGUGGAGCGCGAGCUCGGCGGCGAGAGGGCCCAGGGGGAGCGGCGUCCGGGCCCUGGGGGGCGAUCGACGGCCGAUGACCGCGAGGCUGCCAGGGCCGAGCUGCCCUAUACGUUCACAGCUCCCGAAUCCUACGAGGAAUUGAAGUCUUUAUUAUCGGGAAGAUCGAUCGAAGAGCAGCUUUUGGUUGUGGAGAGAAUUCAGAAAUGCAACCAUCCAAGUCUCGCAGUGGGAAACAAAGCAAAACUAGAAAAACUGUUCGGCUUCCUUUUGCAAUACGUCGGAGAUUUGGCUACAAGCGAUCCACCAGACCUCGGCGGAAUCGAUAAGUUGGUUGUGCAGUUGUAUAACCUUUGCCAGAUGUUUCCUGAAGCUGCAAGCAGCGCCAUGAAAUUUGUCCUCCGAGAUGCCAUGCACGACAUUGAAGGAAUGGUUGAGACCACAGGCCGGGCGGCCUUCCCGGGCCUGGACGUGCUCAUUUACUUGAAAAUUGCUGGGAUACUGUUUCCAACCUCUGACUUCCGGCACCCAGUGGUCACGCCUGCGCUGUUGUGUCUGAGCCAGCUGCUAACCAAGUGUCCCGUCCAGUCCCUCCAAGACGUGGUGAAGGGGCUCUUCGUGUGCUGCGUGUUCCUGGACUGCGUGUCUCUGUCCCAGAGGUUCAUACCUGAGCUUAUCAAUUUUCUUGUUGGGAUUCUUUACGUCGCAACUCCCAACAAGCAGAGCCAAGGUUACACUCUGGUGCACCCUUUCAGAGCACUUGGGAAGAACUCGGAGUUGCUCUUGGUUUCUGAUGAGGAGGCCAUGGCCACGUGGCACAGGAGAAGCCUCCCCCUCCAGUGGGCAGGAAGACCGAAAGCCCAGACUGAGACAGAGGCCAACCACACCAGGCUGUCCUGCCUGGCCGUGUGUCUGGCUCUGGUGCAGCGCUGUGUGACCGCCUAUGGCGCCCUGCCCUCCUUCCACGACAUCGUGCGGCCCCUGCGAGCCCUCCUGAUGGAGCACCUGGCUGCCCGCAGCUGCCCGCCCGAGCUCCAGGAGCUGAGUCGGAGCAUUCUGACGGAUAUGGAAAAGCAGCCGAAGCACUAUCGGCCGCUGGUCUGUGAGAAGAGCAAGCCGGUGCCGCUGAAACUGUUCACCCCCCGGCUGGUCAAAGUCCUCGAGUUUGGGAAGAAGCAGGGCUGCACCAAGGAGGAGCAGGAAAGGAAGAGGCUGAUCCACAAGCACAAGCGAGAAUUUAAAGGUGCCGUCCGGGAGAUCCGCAAGGACAACCAGUUCCUGGCUCGGAUGCAGCUCUCAGAGAUCAUGGAACGGGAUGCGGAAAGAAAACGAAAAGUGAAGCAGCUUUUUAACAGCCUGGCCACACAGGAAGGUGAAUGGAAGGCCCUGAAGAGGAAGAAGUUCAAAAAAUAAAUUAUGUUUUAUAAAUCAGACAAGGAGAUGCUGUAUAAUGAAUGCCAUAAGGGAUGCUGUAACGUCAGUUUUUUUCCUGUACUUCGCUUCAUGUUAAAACGCCUCUCCUAACAUAUUGCACUUUUGGGAA